AUGGCCACCUCCAUUACUGUUAAGCUACCCAAUGGCGUUGAAUAUGAGCAACCCACGGGUCUCUUUAUUAACAACGAGUUUGUUCCUUCUGCCAAGGGCGAGACCAUCAAGGUCGUUAACCCCUCUACAGAGGAGGAACUUGCACAAGUUCAUGCUGCUGAUGCCAGCGAUAUUGAUAAGGCUGUGAAGGCUGCACGAACUGCAUUUAACACUGUUUGGAAGAAUUACAGCGUUGAUGAGAUUUCACGGUUGCUUUACAAGCUCGCUGAUCUGUUUGAGCGUGACUUGGAGCUUCUUUCUGCCAUUGAAGCAGCGGACUCUGGUAAGCCCAAGGCCCAGAAUGCUGCUGGAGAUGUUGAGGGAGCCAUUCAACUGUUUCGCUACUUUGCCGGCUGGGCCGACAAGCGUUCCGGUACCAUUUGCGAGAAUGAUAAGAACACACUGGCAUACGUUGUUCAUGAGCCUCAUGGUGUGUGUGGCCAGAUUAUCCCUUGGAACUACCCCAUUGGCAUGGCUUCAUGGAAGAUUGGCCCCGCCAUUGCUGCCGGCAAUGUCAUUGUUCUGAAGCUGGCUGAGAACACUCCCCUGUCAAUGCUCUAUGUUGGUAAGCUUAUUGCCGAGGCUGGUUUCCCUCCUGGUGUCAUCAACAUUGUCAAUGGUUACGGCUCCGUUGCUGGUUCCGCUCUCUGCACACACCCUGAUGUCGAUAAGAUUGCUUUUACUGGUUCCACUGCCACUGGCAAGCUGAUUAUGAAGAUGUGUGCUGACACUCUCAAGAACAUUACUCUGGAAUGCGGUGGCAAGUCACCACUGCUGGUUUUUGAUGACUGCAACUUUGAAGAGGCGGUCAAGUGGGCGCAUAUUGGUAUCAUGAGCAAUAUGGGUCAGAUUUGCUCUGCUACCUCCCGUAUCUAUGUUCAAGAUACUAUUUACGAUAAGUUUGUCGAGGCUCUUAAGGAGCACACCAUCAAAACUUCUAAGGUCGGCGAUGUUUUCGACGACUCUGUUUUCCAGGGACCCCAGGUUUCUGCUCUGCAACAGAAGCGUGUUCUUUCUUACAUUGAGAAAGGCAAGUCUGAGGGUGCUCGCGUUGUUCUUGGUGGCAAUGCGAUCACCGGAAAGGGCUACUUUAUUGAGCCCACCAUCUUUGCCGAUGUUGAUGACUCUAUGACUGUCAUGCGCGAGGAGAUCUUUGGUCCCGUCGUGUGCAUUAGCAAGUUUAAGACUGAGGAGGAGGCUAUUACCCGUGCCAAUGAUACAACCUACGGCCUCGGUUCGGCUGUUUUUUCAGAGAACAAUUCAAGAUGUCUGCGUGUUGCUCGUGCCAUUAGAGCAGGCUCUGUCUGGGUUAACUGUGAUAACACUGCUUCGCCACGCGUUCCUUUCGGUGGAUUUGGUAUGAGUGGUAUUGGCACCGAGCUUGGCACUUACGGUCUUGACAUUUACUCUGUCAAGAAGGCCAUCACUGUUAACAUUGGUGUCAAGUUGUAA
Magnusiomyces paraingens is the source of this 1491-nucleotide messenger RNA. RefSeq lists its product as uncharacterized. The coding region runs from base 1 to 1491 and encodes 496 amino acids. The record is from RefSeq and is a predicted model, not a curated record. The transcript has a single exon. Gene Ontology annotation, molecular function: oxidoreductase activity, acting on the aldehyde or oxo group of donors, NAD or NADP as acceptor. NCBI's taxonomy places the organism in Eukaryota, Fungi, Ascomycota, Dipodascomycetes, Dipodascales, Dipodascaceae.